AUGGAACCAGAGUCUGACAAAAUAGAGCAAGAGAAAAUGGUAGUGCAGAGGAAGAACAAAUUGGAAAUGAGUAUGUUUAGGAAUACAGUUGAGGAUUUUGAAAGGAAAGUAUCUGUUCCAUCUAGUCAUGGCAUUUGGUUGGUCAAUCCUGAUGAGUUCUUUUUAUUUAAUAAAUUGAAAAAUAUUGCAAUUCCAGAUAUGAACAGUGUUUAUAUUGGAAGACAAAAAUAUAAGAUUAAAGAUUUUUGAACGCUCUUUCGCUGUUCUUUUCCUAAUAAAACAAGUAAAUUUACUCUGCAUUAUGGUGAUUUGGUUCCAUUUCCAAGAUAUUUCACAGAUUUUAUCAGAAUUGCUCCUAGGAUUGAGCAUACUGUCACUCUGCACGAUUUGAUCAUAAACAGAAAACAGCUAAAAAGACUGUUUGCCGCUCUCAAACAUUUAAGAUUAUUAAAACUCAUAAGAGUGAAGUUUACAGUUCCUGAAAUUCCUGACUUCUCAGUGGCUCUGAAAAACACUAAGCUUGAAGAGUUGGACUUCAUGAGAUGAGGACAAUUAAAUAGAUGCGACUGGAAAAAGAAGAACAAACACGAAUUUGGUAAUUUGAUCAAAGGCUUAGCAACUUCAGAUGACAUGAAGAAAAGUCUAAAAUCUAUAUCCGUAAUUAGCUGUAGAUUAGAUGAAAUUUCCUCAAAGAAACUGCUGAAGGAUCAUGGUCUUGGACACGUAAAGAUUAAAUUUUAGUUCAAUUUGUAUGCA
Molecule: messenger RNA, 756 nt
Organism: Moneuplotes crassus
Lineage: Eukaryota; Ciliophora; Spirotrichea; Euplotida; Euplotidae
Source: the annotation of a GenBank genome assembly